AUCUACAGAGUCCCAAGUGAGUUUUUCACAUUUGAGUCUUUCGUUUGCUCUCUUGGGUUUUCUCCUUACCUCUUUCGUUUGUUUCUUUGUUCUUCUCUGCUAACAUGGGACUCUCAAACUUUCCCACAGCAGCCGAAGGAGUGUUACCUGUGCUAGUAAUGAACAGUGUUUUAUCAUUUGCUUUAUUGAAGAACAUGUUGAGAUCUGUGCUUCAAGUCAUGGGUGCUAAUAUUAUGAGUUCUCCAAAUGUAGUGGAAGAAAACCCACGUGAGUUUUCUUCAACAGAGGAUGUUUCAAGGGAGAGAAGAAUCUCUAUAACCCAGUUCAAGUCUCUGUGCCAUGACAGGUUUUUUGAAGCCAAAACUAAUAAUACAGUAGAGUGUUGUGUUUGUUUAUGUCGUUUUGAAGGUGAUGAAGAGGUUAGUGAGUUGUCUUGCAAGCAUUUUUUCCACAAAGGGUGUUUAGAGAAAUGGUUCCAUAACAAGCAUGAAACUUGCCCUUUAUGUCGUUCAAUUGAUUAGUCAUGCAAUUGUGUAUGAAUUCUGAAGGUGUUUCAUAGAAAAAGAUUAGUUCUUCACACUUUGGGUUUUUUUUUCUUGGCUUAAUUAGCUUAGCUUAGCUUAGCUUUGUGUGUGUGUUGUGUUUUGUGUGUGAGUAGAUGUUAGGGAUAACCAUUAAGGGAUUUUAGCAUCUUCUGUACUCAGUAUACUAUACAUGUUUUCUAUGACAAUGUUCCUAAAUCAUCUUCAGAAAUUCAACUUAAGAACAUUGAACAUAAAAGAGCUUUUUUCAUUUAACAAAAAAGAAAAGAAAAUAAAAAAGUAGCACUUUCUU
Molecule: messenger RNA, 834 nt
Organism: Cannabis sativa
Lineage: Eukaryota; Viridiplantae; Streptophyta; Magnoliopsida; Rosales; Cannabaceae
Product: probable E3 ubiquitin-protein ligase XERICO
Exons: 1
Coding region: 105-521 (138 amino acids)
Source: RefSeq, a predicted model, not a curated record